Arabidopsis lyrata subsp. lyrata is the source of this 354-nucleotide messenger RNA. Its product is annotated as putative pentatricopeptide repeat-containing protein At1g28020. The coding region runs from base 1 to 354 and encodes 117 amino acids. Gene Ontology annotation, cellular component: mitochondrion. NCBI's taxonomy places the organism in Eukaryota, Viridiplantae, Streptophyta, Magnoliopsida, Brassicales, Brassicaceae. The transcript has a single exon. The record is from RefSeq and is a predicted model, not a curated record.
AUGGUGAAUAGAAUAUCGGUUAGAUCAGUGACUCCGUUGCUGGAAGAAUUGGGAAAAAAGGGGAAUAAAGUGAGUCCCUCGGACUUGAGAGACCUCAUCAAGAAUCUACGCGAAUCAAAUCAGUUCUCCAAAGCACUUGAAGUAUCAUCAUGGAUGGGCGAAAAUAAGGUGUUUCAUCUCUUUUCAGAAGAUUAUGCAGCUAGGCUUCAUCUGAUUGACAAAGUGUUGGGUUUGGAGGAAGCAGACAAGUUUUUCGAAAGCAGCAUCCCGGAGAAUAUGAAGGAUUACUCUGUCUACGCUACACUAUUAAACUUGUACACAAGAUCUGAAAGAAAUCUAGUUAAAGCGGAAUAA